Messenger RNA from Pundamilia nyererei, 2261 nucleotides. RefSeq names its product E3 ubiquitin-protein ligase TRIM39-like. The transcript has 14 exons. Gene Ontology annotation, molecular function: protein binding. The record is from RefSeq and is a predicted model, not a curated record. NCBI's taxonomy places the organism in Eukaryota, Metazoa, Chordata, Actinopteri, Cichliformes, Cichlidae. Bases 74 to 1948 code for a protein of 624 amino acids.
GUGUGGAGAAAGCAGCAGAUCUCACAGAGGAGCAUCGAGAUACGCAGGAGCGCAGAUACUCAACUCAUCCAAAAUGAGUCUUCAGGUUUGCCACUGUGGCUGGUCCAAAACGACAAGUUACCAGGGCCUCAGAGUUCACCAGGGAAAGAUGGGAUGUACACCAAAGGGAAUGAGGAUCCCUGAACAUGAACAAUUCAGUUACCUUCCUACAGUGACUAUCCUGAGUCCUCAGAUCAAAUUAACAGACCCAUUUAUGGAUAUUUUCAAGAAUUCUGUGAAGUCUGAUUCAAACGCAAGCUACUACAGCUGGCCCAGAAUCACAGUUGAUCAGGACCUCGGAGAUCUCCAGGGAGGGAUGAGAUCUACACAAAAUCAACUGGAAGAGAACAAAGUUCAACUCUGGAGAAAUCAUCAAGAAGAAUCUCAUCAAAAGUGCAGCAGACCAACUUUCAGUCCUUCAGUCAAGGAGGAGAAUAUGUUUCUGCCAUCAAGCUUCAUCCCCCAAAUCGAUUCUCCAGCCAGACAAGCCUCUGCAGUAGAGAUAAUUAAAUCAUUGGUUGAAACUCAGCAACAGUCUGUGCCAACAGGUUCAAACAUGGGCGCAUAUCAGGGGCUUGAUUUAGGCUCUGGUGCACAGUCUGUGUUCAUGUCUGUGUCACAGACCUUCAGCAACCACAGUGAUCACACAGACAACACAACCACAAAGAUGGAGACAGACACAUUCUUUGAGACUCCUCAGCGCUCUCAUCAAAGCACCGUGAGCUCAGACAAAGCCCGUCGAGCUCUGGACUUCUCUACUGGUGGACAGCAGGUGGUACAACUCUUGGAGCUUCCUGGGAAAGCAGCCCAGCACGCAGCAAUCUGCCCCGAAGAAAAAGAAAAGGACAUAGACAGGCUGAAAGAGAAGAAGACUAAAAAACUACAAAAGGCAAAACAGGAAAAGAUGAAAUCUGAUUUGCAGCAGAAAAUUCACAUCAGAGAGCUCAAGAUGGCUGAAGUCAGAUCAUCGGAAAUAGACUGCAAGGGUACUCUGGAUGCCGAAUGGUUGGAAGUCAAUAAUUUCUUCUCAGAGGCUAUCAGAGUUGUGGAAGAUGCUCGAAAGAAAGCCCUUAAGCCUCUGGAGGAGAGGAGACAGAAAGUGAAAGGAGAUGCUCAGGAUAUCAUCCAGAAGCUGCAAAGAGAAAUUGAUGUGCUCAAAAAGGCCAUUGCUGAAGCACCCAAAAACCCAGACUUGGAGGUUUCGCCACUAACAGGCCUAAAUGAAUCUACUGACUGGAAAAAUGUUGACACUUCACUCUCCUUUGGCACACUGAGAACUACGACUUCAGCCAUGAUGAAGCAAAUUCACGACAAACUGGAAAAACUCUCAUCCAUUGAACUCAGGAGGAUUACAAAAUUUGCAGUGGACGUGAAGCUGGACCCGGCGACCGCACACCAAAGCCUUGAAAUUUCUGAUAAUGGGAAAAAAGUGAGAGAUAGUGGAAAGAUGUCGAAAGAUCCUGAUUCUCCACAGAGGUUUAAUAUGUUUGGAAGUAUCCUGGGGCUCAACAGGCUGUCCUCUGGCAGGGCAUACUGGGAGGUGGAGGUCAGCAAAAAGACCGGGUGGGAUCUGGGUGUGGUGAGACGUGACGCAAACCGCAAGGGGAAACUCUCAAUCAGUCCUGACAACGGUUACUGGGCUACUGUACAUUAUGAAGACCAGAAAUAUGCAGCCCUGACAACACCACCUGUGAGCCUUUCGGUUAAAGAGAAACCUCGGAAAGUCGGGGUGUUUGUAGAUUAUGAGGAAGGUCUCGUGUCCUUUUACGAUGUGACAUCUCAGUCUCACAUCUACUCAUUUACUGAGUGUUCGUUCGGUGGUGAGAUCCUCCCGUACUUCAGUCCACAUCUGAAACAAAAUGAGAAAAACAGCAAUCCUUUGAUUAUCACUGCUGUGCAAAAACAGUAGUAAUCACAUGCACUGGAUCUGGUGCAGUGAAUUCACUGGUAAGCAAUAUAUGUGUCCAGGUGUGCAGUAACAGUUUAAUGUUUUUUCUGAUGAGUUUUCUUAGAUUUUCCAAGAUUGUCCAAAUUUCAACAUUUUAAAUUUUUCAACAUUUUCAUUAUAACAUGCAUGAAGAUCACCUGACUCAGGUUUUUAUGUACCAUAUUUUCUAUUCAGUGUGCAGUAACAGUUUGCUCACCUGCCCAUCGGGCAUUUGAUCGGUCAAAUUUCAACAUUUUUCUCAUAACAUGCAUUAAUGAAGAUCCUCUGACUGACA